Macrobrachium nipponense is the source of this 1777-nucleotide messenger RNA. RefSeq lists its product as uncharacterized. The coding region runs from base 115 to 1680 and encodes 521 amino acids. Gene Ontology annotation, cellular component: nuclear body. NCBI's taxonomy places the organism in Eukaryota, Metazoa, Arthropoda, Malacostraca, Decapoda, Palaemonidae. The transcript has 7 exons. Gene Ontology annotation, biological process: positive regulation of DNA-templated transcription. The record is from RefSeq and is a predicted model, not a curated record.
CGUUGACGGACCGAUCUCUGUGACGUCAGAGGAAGGUGACCCCGAGACACUUCGGGAUCUUUGUUUUGGUGCCGAAUUUAACGACGUUUUCCCCUACCUCCAAGCGGGUUUAUCAUGGAGAGAGACGACGAAGCCAUGGAGCCCUUCAGGGAGGUCAACCUCUCUGACGGCAAAUGCAAUGUGUCUCUCUAUGUGUGUGCCGAGGAGGAGAAGAAAAUAGACGAGGACCCUGAAUAUGCCAGUGAAUUAUUCAAAGCAGCCUUGGAAGGGAGGCUUCCUUCAGCUUGUGAUGAGUCAGAGACAGAAGGGAGUGAUAACGGAAAUGAAGAGACAUCUAAGAGUGAGAAGAAUAGCACAGCAGAAGAGGUUGAGUGGGACUCUGACGCUACACAGGCAUUUGUGAAUGUGUUGAAGAAAAAUACCAAGUGGCUUCCAUUAAAUAAAGCUGGUACCAGAAAGCAGUUGUUCCUGAAGGUGAAACACGAUCUAGUUCUAGAAGGAUACAACUUCUCAUUGGAAAGUGUACGAGCAAAAUUUAAUUCUCUGGUCCAUACUUACAGAAGAAUCAAAUUCAAAAGCAAGCAGGAUGGUGUGGUCAGUACGAAAUGGCAAUUCUUUGAAGUUUUUGAUGGGAUUAUGAAGGCAUCUGAAUCAAGCAAGCUCAAGUUAAAAGACCCAGACCUGUUGGAAGUCAAAGUCGAGCCAGAGGCUGUCAUUGCCAACAAUUCACUAGUUGGUCUCUCCAAUGAGCUCUUAACUUCACCUCCUCAAAUUCAAAGUGGAAGCUCAGGUACUAUUUCACGUGAAGCAUCACCCGAGAGGCCAAAGAAACAAGGAUCCUCCAAGAAAAAGAUUUCAAAAGCACCACUCACGAAUCCUGCAAGUAAAAAGAGGAAAAGACGUGAACUGGACCCUCUUGAAACGGCAGGUCCAUCUUCAAAUUCUGAAAAUACUAUGAAAGGGCUAGAACAUAUUAUAGUUGGUAGUGAGGGUUUCAAUCAUGCUGCAACACUGCUGUUCAUUGAUUGCAUUAAGAAACAUAAAGAUCUGCUGAGAAAGAAGAAAUCUCCUGAGAUGUUUUUGGAAAUAAAGCAAGAGAUGGCUAAGGAAGGCUUUUCAUUCACGGAGGCUAAACUGCGUAAGAAAUGGUACAACCUACUGAUAUCAUACAGAAGAAUAUUGGAAAGAGCUAAUGAAACCGGAGAUUUAAUUUCAAGUUGGCCAUACUAUGAGGCUAUUGACAGCAUCAUUGUUGAUACUAAAGACUUGGCUCAGAAAAAGAAAGAAGAGGUAAAUGGAUGUGGAGACUAUCCAGAAGCAACCACAUCAAAUGCCUACAAGAACCACUCGUCAGGUUACCUGGGUACAGAAAAGGGAGAUGGAAUUGGGGAUGAUGUAGGGGAGAACAGACUUUCAGAUACUGACAAAGGGAGUAGUAGUAGUAAAGGCUAUUUAACAAUCGAUUUCUUGAGACUCAAUAACUGCCUUCCUAACGACAAACAUGGUGCCAAUGACAGGGACUUCCAACGCAGCCUUUUAGAAGAGUGGGAGAAGAGAGAGAAGAGACAGGAGGAAAGGGAUAAAAUUAAGUUGGAAGUCCUGAAAGAAAUAGCCCAGUCUCUCAGCAUCAUGUCUUGUAAGCAAGACGAACUAUUAGAACUUUUGAAGAAUCUGAAAUAGCAUUUGGUUUAGUAUUCCUAUUACUCCAGAUUUGUAUUACAUAAUGUAAUUUUGCAGAAGAGGUUAUUUUUUUUGUAAUAAAGAGUUUGUACUGUCA